Messenger RNA from Zootoca vivipara (common lizard), 1183 nucleotides. RefSeq names its product E3 ubiquitin-protein ligase TRIM7-like. The record is from RefSeq and is a predicted model, not a curated record. NCBI's taxonomy places the organism in Eukaryota, Metazoa, Chordata, Lepidosauria, Squamata, Lacertidae. Gene Ontology annotation, molecular function: zinc ion binding.
CACACACCUGAGGUGCAACACAAAGUAGAAAUCCCCAGUCACCUGGUUUCCAGGAAAAGAAACACCCAGUUUGUAAAAUAGGUUUUUUAACAAAAGUCAGCAGAGAAAAGUAAUGCUUGUGCCAGAGGCAGCCAUGGCUGCUGGGGGUCUUGCUAAGGAUCUGUCCAGACGUCAGAGGGGAACAUGGAGCGUCUGUGAAAAACACCAGGAACCCCAGAAACUCUUCUGUAAAAACCACAAAACCGCCAUCUGUGUGAUUUGUGACAAAGCCAAGGAACACAAAAAACACAAGGUUGUUCCUCUGGAUGAAGCGCCUGAAAUAUACAAGGAUCAACUCUGCAGUCGCGAGGAGAUUUUGUGUCAAGAGAGAGAAAAGGUUCUGGCAUACGGAGCAGCCAUCUUGAAGGAAAGCCAAGACCAGCUUGAUCAAAUUGAUGCUCUUGCAGAGAACCUGGAGGCGAUGAGACAGGCAGCAUUUGGAGGUGGGGAAAAACAGACACGGAAAAGAAGAUUCAAGGGCUUCUUCAAAUUGAAAUGGAAGAGAAGACACCCUUCCUUGAACUGUCAGUCAUCUUAAGCUCUUGGGGCGAGGACUGCUCUGGGCCUUUCAGGGUGAGAAAUUGAAGAAGCGGAUUGAGGAGGAGGAGGAGGAGCCACUGCAAAGCUGGGAACACCUGAAGCUGUGGGAAGGAUCUAGAAGCAUCAAGUAGUGUCUCACUAUUACCUUUCAGGUUAAGAAAAGACCAGCCGGCCAACCAAGGACAGUAAUCAUCAUAGAGGCUGUGGGGCAUGUCCAGAGCAGUCUGAAGGAAACCAUAGAUGGGAGGAGCUGAUGCAUAGAAAGCGUCCCACCCAAAAAAGAAUUAACAUUCAUAGGAUCAUAGAGUUGGAAGGGACCACAAGAGCCAACUUUACUAGGCCAACCCCUUGCAAUGCAGGGAUAUUUCACUGGGAAGAAACCAGAAGGGGAAUCGGGACUGAAUUUUUGUGUCCAUAGACACCUGGGCUUGAUUCUGGUCCUGAUCACAAAUUUCUGGGUUGAGCAUAUGCCGCCUGCCAGGCGAAGCUACUGUUGCGCCCCUGUCUCUGGUUGGCUGACCUUAACAUUCUGGUUAAAAACCAAAGCAGAACCUGGAAGUCAGAAACCUAUGGAGAGCCCACAAGCAGGACACACCGGUUCUGC